UGGGACGCGCGGCCGGUAUCCCGGCUUCCGUAGGCGGACUGCUCGAAGGCCCCGGAUGUUGAUGUGCCGCCUGCCCCGGAAACGGGGGCGGAGGCUAAGGGGGCGGGGGCGGUGUUGCCGAGCUCUCCGGAAGGAGACGUGGCGGCGGUUGGGUCCUAGGCUCCCCGGGCGCUUAGUCGUCCCGCCGCCGCCUCCUCCUCCUCCCCCUCCUCUCCUCUGUGAGUAGAGGAGGUUGUGGCGGCGGCUGGAGAAAUCGGCGGCGGAGGAUGGAGGAAGGAGGCGGCGGCGCGCGGAGUCUGGUCCCCGGCGGGCCGGUGUUGCUGGUCCUCUGCGGCCUCCUGGAGGCGUCAGGCGGAGGCCGAGCGCUCCCGCAGCUCAGCGAUGACAUCCCUUUCCGAGUCAACUGGCCCGGCACCGAGUUCUCUCUGCCAACAACUGGGGUUUUGUAUAAAGAAGAUAAUUAUGUCAUCAUGACAACCACACAUAAGGAAAAGUAUAAAUGCAUUCUCCCCCUUGUGACAAGUGGAGAUGAGGAGGAAGAAAAGGAUUAUAAAGGCCCUAAUCCAAGAGAGCUAUUGGAGCCACUAUUUAAGCAAAGCAGUUGUUCCUACAGAAUUGAGUCCUAUUGGACUUACGAGGUAUGUCAUGGAAAACACAUUCGGCAGUACCAUGAGGAGAAAGAAAGUGGUCAGAAAGUAAAUAUUCACGAAUACUACCUUGGGAAUAUGUUGGCUAAAAACCUUCUGUCUGAAAAAGAACAAGAAGCAGAAGAAAAUGAAAAAUCAAAAGAGAUUCCCACUAAAAAUAUCGAAGGUCAGAUGACACCCUACUAUCCUGUGGGAAUGGGAAAUGGUACACCUUGUAGUUUGAAACAGAACCGGCCCAGAUCAAGUACCGUGAUGUACAUAUGUCAUCCUGAAUCUAAGCAUGAAAUUCUUUCAGUUGCUGAAGUUACAACUUGUGAAUAUGAAGUUGUCAUUUUGACACCACUCUUGUGCAGUCAUCCUAAGUAUAGAUUCAGAGCAUCUCCUGUGAAUGACAUCUUUUGCCAAUCACUGCCAGGAUCACCAUUUAAACCCCUCACCCUGAGACAGUUGGAACAACAGGAAGAAAUACUAAGAGUGCCUUUUAGGAGAAAUAAAGAGGAAGAUUUGCAGUCAACUAAAGAAGAGAGAUUUCCUGCAAUCCACAAACCUAUUGCCGUUGGUUCUCAGCCAAUGCUCACUGUUGGAACAACCCACAUUUCCAAACUGACAGAUGAUCAACUCAUAAAAGAGUUCCUUAGUGGUUCAUAUUGCUUUCAUGGGGGUGUUGGCUGGUGGAAAUAUGAGUUCUGCUAUGGCAAACAUGUACAUCAAUACCAUGAGGACAAGGAUAGUGGUAAAACCUCUGUGGUUGUGGGGACAUGGAACCAAGAAGAGCAUAUUGAAUGGGCUAAGAAGAAUACUGCUAGAGCCUAUCACCUUCAAGACGAUGGUACCCAAACAGUCAGGAUGGUGUCACAUUUUUAUGGGAAUGGAGAUAUCUGUGAUAUAACUGACAAACCAAGACAGGUGACUGUAAAACUAAAGUGUAAAGAAUCAGAUUCUCCUCAUGCUGUUACUGUAUAUAUGCUAGAGCCUCAUUCCUGUCAGUAUAUUCUUGGGGUUGAAUCUCCAGUGAUCUGUAAAAUCUUAGAUACAGCAGAUGAAAAUGGACUUCUUUCUCUUCCCAACUAAAGAAUAAUAAAGUUCAGAGAAAGAAAAUACUGAAAGUCAUGACAAUUUCUGUCUGACCAGGUGUCUCAUUUAGACUUCUCAGCCUUUGGAUCUCAUCUAAAGGAUCAUAUAAAAGGACUCAACCACUUUGUGAAUAUAUAUGUGUAUAUAAGAGGUUAUUGAUAAACGUCUAAGGCUGACUUUUAUGUCACUUUUUUCAUUUUUGUUGUGUCUUAUGAAUCGGUUGUGUUUUUCUUUGGCUUGGAUAGUGUGAUUGCAAAAUAAACCUCAUCCAAGCAAUGAGAGGCCAAUCUAUUGAACUGUCAUAAUUGUUACAUCUAUUGAAAGUUUUUAAAUAAUAGAUUUAUUAUGUAAAUUAUAGUAUAUAUAACUAGUUAAUGAAGUAAAAAUAAUGAAGAAUUGAUAGGCAGUUGUUAACGAGAAACUAUGUAAAAUAUGUAAAUUCUAGUGCUUUAAAAUCCUUCCAAUAAAGUUUUAUCUAGCAACUACCAUCUACCAGGUAUUAUAUUAGAAAGUGGACACAUAGUGGACGCUGGUAAUCUCAACAAACCUUAUUUGCCUAGGUUGCUCCUUUCUCAGACUAUUACCUGUUUCACUCUCCUUGACAGGAGUGUGUAUUUUCCCAAACUGUAUACCUGGUACAGAUAGUGAUGAGACGCUUGAUUUAGAAUGGUUUACUCUGAUGAAACAUACCAAGCUGGCUAGCCUUUGUACUUGACUACAGUGUAGUACAGAUUUUAGAUAUGGGCAGCUUCACAGCACAUUUAUUUUAAAGUGAAUAAAGUGUCCACGAGCAGAGUUGUCAUGUAGUCAGUGG
Messenger RNA from Condylura cristata (star-nosed mole), 2535 nucleotides. It is a transcript of the gene ERLEC1, whose product is annotated as endoplasmic reticulum lectin 1. The transcript has 14 exons. The record is from RefSeq and is a predicted model, not a curated record. Bases 267 to 1718 code for a protein of 483 amino acids. Gene Ontology annotation, cellular component: endoplasmic reticulum lumen. Gene Ontology annotation, biological process: endoplasmic reticulum unfolded protein response; retrograde protein transport, ER to cytosol. NCBI's taxonomy places the organism in Eukaryota, Metazoa, Chordata, Mammalia, Eulipotyphla, Talpidae.